UCAGUCUGACUGCUGCGUUGGUGUGCGAGCGUCGAGAGCUGCAAUCUGCAAAUGAGUGAGAGUGUCUGCGCACCACCCUGCUGCUUGCACUGCUGCUGCUGCCUGCUGUCGUCGUCGUCGUACUGCCUAUUAUAAUCUUGCAGUUCGCGACGCAUAUAAUUUACAAAAAAAAUUAAAAAAAAAACCCGCGGUUAGUCAACGAGAGCGACGACACACACAAACGCAAGUGGCUGUGGGCUCAGUUCUGCGCGCUGCUCCUUUUUUUUCUCUAUACUUCUCAACACUGUCUCACACACGCAUAUUAUAUAUACUCUCACACAUACUCCCAACUUCUGUUCGCAAACACACACGAACUUCAGUCAGUGCGUGUACCAAGAGUGCCUCGUUUCGUUUCGAGCAAUUUUUUUUCUCGCCACAGUGGAUUGAUACGAACUGUGCGAGCGAGUAGUGUGUGCUCCGAGUGUGAGGCAGGGAAAAAAACGAGGCGUUAAUGGCAGAAGAAAAUGUUUACGGCUACAAUCCGUCAGUCGCUGCCGAUGGAAACGAUGGAGAAGAAGCUACAAACAGGUUAAGGUUGCGAGUUGUUGCUGGUCAUAAUUUAGCCAGGAAAGAUAUUUUUGGAGCAAGUGAUCCUUAUGUUCGAAUUGAGCUAAACAAUGUCAACGGCAAUGAAACUGUGGAUGCUGUACUUACAAAAACGAAGAAAAAAACCCUUAAUCCUAAGUGGGAAGAAGAAUUUAUCUUUAGAGUAAAGCCUAAUGAGCAUAAACUGGUGCUACAAGUAUUUGAUGAGAACAGAUUAACACGUGAUGAUUUCCUUGGAAUGGUUGAGCUAUCACUGCAAAACUUGCCUAAAGAACAAGAUGGUCGAUCUAUUCCAGUUAAACAGUACAUUCUUCGCCCAAGAAACAAUAGUCAGAGAUCAAAGGUUAAGGGUACCCUAGAACUAUAUCAUGCUUACAUAUCAGACUCGAAUGGUGCCAUUGAUAGUGGUGAUAAUGAAGAUCCCUCAGAUUCUGGGGGAUGGGAAUUAUUGGAUCAACCAUCACCAACUUUAGAAACACCUGAAGAGCAAUCAGCUGAAUUAUCAGCACUAGGUCCCUUGCCAGAAGGUUGGGAAGAAAGGCAAGAUGCUAAUGGGAGAACUUAUUAUGUUAAUCAUGUAGCCCGUUUUACGCAGUGGGAGCGACCUACAGCUACAAAUAAUGUACCACUUGGUGUAACUCAAGAACAACGAAACUUGGAUACAGCAGCAACAGAAUUUCAACGACGUUAUCACAUUAGUGCAGAUGAAACGGUUGAUAGGACGGCAGAACGUCUCGCUAAUGUUCAUGUUACACCGGAUGAUGACGCUGCUCGAGUCGAAAAUAUUGAAACAGAGCAAAGGGUGUCUAUUAAUACAUUGAACAAUCCUGUAAAUAGAGCGGAUCUUGAGAACCAGACUGACGAUAAUACGGACAGCCCAACGACAGAUUCAAGGCGACCUUCUGUACAGCGCGACGAUAAUAAUAGGCAAAUAAACGGUGAAGGAUUACCAGCGGGAUGGAGUAUCCAAACUGCACCGAAUGGCCGUGUGUUUUUCAUUGAUCACAACGAACGCGCGACGACAUGGGUCGAUCCACGCACUGGACGACCGAGUUCUAUACCUUGUGCCCUCGCUGUGCCCUCAACCGUACAACCACGAAACGAUAUCGAUUCGGUUGGCCCAUUGCCUGAGGGUUGGGAAGAAAGACUUCAUACGGAUGGAAGAAUAUUUUUCAUCGAUCACAAUACAAGGACCACGCAAUGGGAAGAUCCCCGUUUGCAAAAUCCAAAUAUUGCUGGACCGGCUGUUCCUUACUCGAGAGACUACAAGCGCAAAUAUGAGUAUCUCAAAUCUCAACUGAGAAAACCAACGAACGUACCAAACAAAUUUGAAAUUAAAGUCGGACGCAAUAAUAUACUGGAAGAUUCAUAUCGUAUUAUAAGUUCUGUGAAUAGGGUUGAAAUUCUAAAAACUAAACUUUGGAUUGAAUUUGAAGGAGAAGUGGGUCUUGAUUACGGUGGCCUUGCUCGUGAGUGGUUCUUUUUGUUGUCGAAAGAAAUGUUCAACCCAUAUUAUGGUCUAUUUGAAUAUUCAGCAAUGGAUAACUAUACAUUGCAAAUUAAUCCAUUUUCGGGUGUGUGCAAUGAAGAACAUUUGAAUUAUUUCAAGUUUAUUGGACGCAUUGCAGGCAUGGCUGUGUACCAUGGAAAACUUUUAGAUGCCUUUUUCAUCCGACCAUUUUAUAAAAUGAUGCUCAGUAAGACCAUCGACUUGAAGGACAUGGAGAGCGUGGACUCCGAGUAUUAUAACUCGUUACUUUGGAUUAAAGAAAAUGAUCCAAGCGAACUCGAACUGACAUUCUGUGUCGACGAAGAUUCGUUCGGCCAUACAUCACAACGUGAACUCAAGACUAACGGAGCAAAUAUUCCAGUGACCAAUGAAAAUAAGGAUGAGUACAUCCAACUGGUGAUUCAGUGGCGCUUUGUGUCUAGGGUCCAAGAGCAAAUGAAUGCCUUUUUAGAAGGAUUCAAUGCUUUGGUGCCACUGACACUUGUGAAGAUUUUCGAUGAAAAUGAACUUGAACUCCUCAUGUGUGGUAUUCAGCACAUUGACGUCAAGGAUUGGAAGGCAAAUACGCUUUACAAAGGCGAUUAUCACCCCAAUCAUAUAACCGUCCAAUGGUUCUGGAGAGUAGUAUUGUCAUUCAAUAACGAAAUGCGAUCUAGAUUAUUACAAUUUGUCACGGGCACAUCGAGGGUACCAAUGAAUGGUUUUAAGGAGUUGUAUGGUAGUAAUGGACCACAACUGUUUACAAUUGAAAAAUGGGGCACACCAGACAAUUACCCAAGAGCUCAUACUUGCUUUAACCGCAUUGAUCUACCGCCUUAUGAUAGUUACCCGCAAUUGAGAGAAAAACUUAUCAAGGCAAUUGAAGGCUCGCAAGGAUUUGCAGGGGUGGAUUAGCGCGAGAUUCCUUUUUUUAUGAUGAUACCUGUAAUAUAAUGUAUAUAUGUAAUCGUAUAUGCAGAGUAGAAGCUAAUUUAUUUUAUUUUUUUUCUAUUUCUGUUAUAUUAUUUUACGUUUAUUCUGUGAAAAGCAGUUGAUUAACAGAUAAAAACUCAAAAUCAUGCGCAUUAUAGAUAAUGUAAAAUCUGAUCAAUUGAAAGAAAAAGUUACUGUAAUGCGUGCAUAUUAAUUAGUAUUAAUUAUGUGAAAACGGCAGAGGUUAAACUGUUUGAGCAGCUGUCAGUGAUUAGUAAACUUGUGCAAAUUCCGAUUCUGGUGAAGAAUAACCUUACAAAUUGCAUUUAAAUAUAGACUCGCGAAUAGCGAUGACGACGAAGAUAUUUGAUGAUUGUGCGUCUUAAAUAUCAAAACUUGAUAAUCGACUUAACGUAUAACUGAAUGUUUUUAAGCAUGAAAGUUAACGAUCAUGAGACAUACAAAAGAAAUUAGUGACCAAGAAAGAUAAUCGUUAAAUAUUGAAUACAUGAAUGAAAAAGAAAAUUGCAAGUGAUAUAUUGUCUAAUAUUGAAUAUAAAAGUGCUUCAUAGAUCUAUUGAAUAAUGAAAAAUAAUUGUACAUAUUUUUGUAUUACAAAAGAAUUUCUCUAGUUGACUAUGAUAUUCCAUUUAUCAAGUUUUUUUUGUUCUUUAUUCGCGACGACUUUAGCGCCUCGUAAGUUAUAGUUCUGUUACGUAACGUCGAGGACAUAAUCACACAUACACACAAACAAAUAUAUUUAAUGCUUUUAAUGCAAUUUCUUUAAGUUUUCAAUAUAUGUUAUUAAUAACUAAAUUGUUAAGAAUGAAAACGAACUCUCUUAGAUUUUUAAGUAUGUUAUUGCUCGUCGUGUAAUUGUUAAUCGACUUUAUUGUAUACACUUUAUAGGUUACUAAUGUCCUUUAUCUUAAAAUAUUUAAUUAUUUUCUUUUAUUUUAAAUUAAAAUUCUUUACAAUAGACUUA
Molecule: messenger RNA, 3992 nt
Organism: Trichogramma pretiosum
Lineage: Eukaryota; Metazoa; Arthropoda; Insecta; Hymenoptera; Trichogrammatidae
Gene: Nedd4
Product: E3 ubiquitin-protein ligase Nedd-4
Exons: 14
Coding region: 491-2989 (832 amino acids)
Biological process (GO): ubiquitin-dependent protein catabolic process; regulation of dendrite morphogenesis
Molecular function (GO): ubiquitin protein ligase activity; sodium channel inhibitor activity; protein binding
Source: RefSeq, a predicted model, not a curated record